Messenger RNA from Entrophospora sp. SA101, 3237 nucleotides. The record is from the annotation of a GenBank genome assembly. NCBI's taxonomy places the organism in Eukaryota, Fungi, Glomeromycota, Glomeromycetes, Entrophosporales, Entrophosporaceae.
AUGACGUUGUUAUUAUUAUUUCAAAUCGUCCAAUCCUACGAUUUCGAAAUAACUUAUAAUGAUCCCGAUAAAAGAUUAGGAUUUAUGAACACAAAACAAUCAGCUGAUGGAAUCAUGGUUUUAAGAUACGCACGUUAUCAUAACGAUUCUUCCAUAAUCAAAUCGUUUAUUGUCGACUAUCCAAUACCAAAUUAUAAUCUUUGUCCGAAUGAUAUGAUCGAAUAUUAUAUCCUAAACAAAGAAUAUGUGUUAGUCACGUAUGUCGAAGAAGCUCCUUAUGACGCUGGUUAUGCGUAUGAUUUGUAUGGAUUGAUUGUUAAUAUUAAUGGAAAAGUCACAAAAAAGUUAAAGUUAGGAGCUGAUUAUCAACAUAAAAUUGCAGUAAACCUUGUUCCAGAAAAUGGUUUCAUAGCAAUUGAUCGUCCAAUAAAUACAUCUAGGAGUUGGCAAAUUUUUAGUCAUCCCGAUCCGAUAACCGGCGAUGUCCAACAAAUUAGUAGUGGAAAACUAGAGUUUACAGAUAAGGUUGGAAAUGAGAAUAUCAACUCUGCGAUACUUUCUACGGCAGAAGGUGGUUACGCAUUGAUUUCAGUGACAAAAAUAAACCUCACGCAUUCAGAUGAUACAUACUACGAACCUAAAUGGUCUGUGUAUGCAACAUUCAUAAAACCCGAAUUAAAUAUAGUCCCAAGACCAUAUCUGAUAUAUGAAACAGCCGAAAUUUUAGAUUCGCUAGAAAUACAAAAAUGUAAAAUUGCUAACAAUGGCAUUGGAAAUGUUUGUAUCUUGCAUUUUCGGAAAACUGUUAUUGGUGGAUUUCUUGUGACACAUCUCAAAAAGGACGCUAUUACAGGUUAUUUGGUGGAUGAUGAUGGCAAAUUUGUAGAGAAUUGGGAGGGUGUGAAAGGUACCAGUGUAAAUAUGGGAGUAUUUUAUCAUAAUAAUACGGUGUAUGGAAUUGUACAACAAAAAAAUAAAAAUGAAAUUAAAAUUUACGCAAAUUUCCUAAAAAAAUCUCAAGCAAUAAAUCCGAAUUUCCAAAACUCCGUAAUAAAUUCAACCUUUCCCGAAAUCAAUUCCACAACUCCUCUCACCACACUAUCAAUCACCUAUAAAAUUCCGGUGACGUUAUCCACCCAAAAUAUCACAGUAUAUAAAUACCCCGAAAAUGGUGAUGAUUUAUCAUCGAUGACUAAUUUUAGACAAACGUUUUCAGCAUCGGCAGGACUUUGUAACCUGAGUAAUGAUAAUUAUACUGUUAACAUAACAGUGUUCCCGAGUACAUUUAAUGAGCCUGGCUCACGAUAUUUUGUGGUGAUUAAUGAUAAUUUUGUUAAAUCUCAACCAGAAAAUGAACCACUCCUUGGUAUAUCGAAAUUUUAUUGGACCUUUACACUGGGGUCACAAAAGAAUUACCCAAUUUCAAAAGAAGAAGCGACAGGAUUACUUUGUUUGACAACUGAAGGAACAGAAGUUUAUCAAAGUUAUGAUGAUCCUGAUGAAUUUCGACGACUUUUAAUUGAACAAUUAUCUAGCGUAAUUCCGAUUUCUCCAUCAAGAUUGAAACUUUCAUCCCAUACACAAAUCGAUUCAACGGCUGCCAAAGAACGAGUGCUUUUUGAAUUGACAAUCACUUUGAAUAAUAAUAAACAGGAAAAGGAUGUUGAAACAAUUAUUAAAGAUUUAAAUAGCUUGAUCGCGAAUAAAGAUUACACGGCAAUUUCUAAACACAACAUUACUCGUUAUUUGGAUAGUGAAAAACAAUUUGUAAUUAUACAUAAUAAUAUUUCGAAAAAAUCAAAUAAAAUUUGCAUUUAUAUAUUAAGUGCAUUUGGUGGAUGUUUUCUUGCGUUAUUAAUUAUUUACUUGAUUGCAAGAAAUAAAAACAAAGAGAUUAAAUCCAAUCGAGAAUUUGCCAAAUGGUUUCAAAAAUAUUCAAGAAUAGCAUCAGUGAUUACAAUAUUAUCAAGUGCCGACGUUGAAAUGUUAGAAAUCUUGGAUUCUAAAAUCUUCAAUUUACAAGUUUUUUCAGCACCUUUGUCGUCACAGCAAAGGGGUCUUAAACAUCAGAGUUUAUUUUUUUAUGGUGGAAUGAUGAAUUUAUUUAUUGAAGAUAUUCCACAAUUUAUUAUUCAAAUAAUUUACUAUUUGAAUACGACAACAACUGACAUUAUUCCUUUCAUGGCUUUGAUCACUAACGAGCAUAAUAAUAGUAGCAGCAGCACCGAUAAUAACAAAGGUCUUUCACAUAAUUAUUCAAAGUUUGCACGUAUACUGUCAAUUGAUAAUCCAGAACUAGUCAAGGAAUUAAUUGAUGAGGAUGAUGAAGAUGUUAAAUCAUUGAAGACAAAUCUUUUAACUAGAGAGUUGAUAAAUUUGAUUAUGAAAUAUUCAAAAAUUCAAAUACUUGAUUUGGAUUUUGUUUCUUGCUAUUAUUCCUCUUCUUUAUCAAAUCUUCUUUAUGGUUGUUUUUCAAAUAUUAAGGAAUUGAAAUGUUCAAGUAAUAACCAAUCAGAAUUAUUGAAGGCAUUAAUAAAUUCAACAAGUAAAAGUAUUCAAAUAUUAGACAUUAAUAGUAUUGGAUAUAAGGAUGAUAAUAAUGAUGAUUUGAUUGUUUUAUUAAAUUCACAAAACAAUAAAUUCUUUUUUCUUACACACACAACAGAAUAUAUUAUAGAAAUGGGAAAUUUCAUUACUUUGAAUGGUAAAAAUCUUCAAACUUUAUGUAUUGCUGGUUUAUCCGAUUUACCCCCUGCAACAGAUGCAAUCAAACAUUUAUUGAGUUCGAUUGGAGAAAACUGCAAAAAUCUGAAACAUUUGUCAAUAAUCUAUGAUAAUAGUUUAGAUAAACAAUUGCUUAAAAUAUUAAAAUCAUGUGAUAAACUGGAAGUCUUCUCAUUACAUCUAAUUGAUAAUGUUUUAAAUUUUGACAAGAUUAUUAAAGUUCUGUGUCAAGCAUCAACAAAAAAUCUAAAAUUUGUUUCUUUUCAAGCAAAUGGAGUCAAUGAAUUUACUAUGAUUAAUCCAUUAUUAGAUUUUUUACAGAAAAAUAAUAAAAGUAGGAAAGAUUCUCUUCCUACUGCUCCUCCUUUUUUUUUAAGAUUCUAUAUUAUAGGAUUUAAUGAGGAUUUAAUGGAUAAAUUGGCUCAAAUUAAAGAGUUGGUGGAUCUGGAUUAUAAUCACCAUAGCUUUUUUCGAGUUAGUGAUGUUUUAUUUAAACAUCCUUACUCCACAUAA